This is a messenger RNA of Cynara cardunculus var. scolymus (artichoke), 1555 nucleotides long. RefSeq names its product mRNA-decapping enzyme-like protein. Gene Ontology annotation, molecular function: mRNA binding; enzyme activator activity. Gene Ontology annotation, cellular component: P-body. The coding region runs from base 158 to 1231 and encodes 357 amino acids. Gene Ontology annotation, biological process: positive regulation of catalytic activity; deadenylation-dependent decapping of nuclear-transcribed mRNA; deadenylation-independent decapping of nuclear-transcribed mRNA. The record is from RefSeq and is a predicted model, not a curated record. Lineage: Eukaryota; Viridiplantae; Streptophyta; Magnoliopsida; Asterales; Asteraceae. The transcript is spliced from 8 exons.
UAGCGCGAAGAAAGAAAGCGUAGAGAUUACUGAAAACUUGGGGAAGGGAGAGUGUAGGCGGUAAUCGACUGACUCAGAACGUAUACAAAUCUCUCUUAUUGGGUUUAGGGUUUUGGAGAGGUGUUUCGAUUCAUCGCUUUGUCAACCGUCUGUAAAAAUGUCUCAAAGUGGAAAAUUAAUGCCCAAUCUGGACCAAAACAGUACGAAGGUCCUUAACCUUACUGUUCUUCAGAGAAUGGAUCCUUACAUCGAAGAGAUCUUGAUCACUGCCGCACAUGUCACCUUCUACGAAUUCAACGUCGAGCUCAACCAAUGGAGUCGCAAGGACGUUGAAGGAUCUCUCUUUGUCGUUAAGAGGAACACCCAGCCACGGUUUCAAUUUAUAGUAAUGAAUCGGCGAAAUACAGAAAAUCUUGUGGAGAAUCUCUUGGGAGAUUUUGAGUUUGAACUUCAAGUUCCAUAUUUGUUAUACCGGAAUGCUUCCCAAGAAGUUAACGGUAUUUGGUUCUACAAUUCACGUGAAUCUGAGGAUGUUGCAAAUCUGUUUACCAGGAUACUCGGUGCAUAUUCAAAGGUUCCCCCGAAUUCCAAAGUGAACAAAAGUGAGUUUGAGGAACUUGAAGCUGUACCUACCUCUGCCGUAACUGAGCCGCCAUUUACUACCCCCAGUUCUAUAGAUGUACCUGAUGACUCUUCAUUUGUGAACUUCUUCAGUAGCGCUAUAAACUUGGGACAUACUUCUUCCAUACCGUUCAGUUCUGUAAAGCCUUACCAUAAUUCUACAAUGGCUUCUCCUGCUACACCUUCUCCUUUGCUUAAUGGUCCAACAAUGCAAAUCCCGUCACUUGCUCCAUCCACCCCUGCAAUGCCUCUCCGUGUGGAUCCUGAGUCGGUGAAUAGCAGCAAUCUUGUCACCAAUCUUUUCAAGCCCCUUUCCUUUUUUACGCCCUCUUCAUCCUUAUCUCCAACGAUGCCACAACCUAUUUCGUCUAUACCAGUUACUGCCCUUCAGCCUCCUUUAAAUAUACAACGCAGCCAUGGGGUUCCAUUACUUCAACCAUUCCCCCCACCAACACCACCCCUAUCUCUUACUCCUAAUUCUACUUCCCCUCCAAAUUAUGGACCGCUAGGCAGAGAAAAAGUCAGAGAUGCACUCAUGCUGCUUGCCCAGGAUAAUCAAUUCAUUGACAUGUUGUACCAAGCUCUGCUGAAAGCAAAUCAAAAAUCAUGACUAGUUUCAAGAAACUGUUGAAAAAUUCAUUUGUAUGAAGUUCACUUUGCAUAUAUAAUUGGCGUUUCGUCAUCAGAAGCAUUGCUGCUGUCAUUGCCUACCACACGAUCAAUGAUCGAUAUAAUCUUUGACUGGUGCUACAGGAAAUUGGUAUUAGUGAAGUCUGGUGGUUGUUAUGGAGUUAUGUAAGUUGGGUGUGAACCCUUUUGAUGUAUUUUGUAUGCAAUAGUGGUUACAUAUGUAGUUUGCGUACCUCUUACCCUCUAACCAAACGACAAAUUUAUGAACAAAAGGAGUUGAUGCUAAUAUAGUGCUUUUGCUACU